Molecule: messenger RNA, 2371 nt
Organism: Dunckerocampus dactyliophorus (ringed pipefish)
Lineage: Eukaryota; Metazoa; Chordata; Actinopteri; Syngnathiformes; Syngnathidae
Product: PRELI domain containing protein 3B-like
Exons: 7
Coding region: 256-837 (193 amino acids)
Biological process (GO): phospholipid transport
Cellular component (GO): mitochondrial intermembrane space
Molecular function (GO): phosphatidic acid transfer activity
Source: RefSeq, a predicted model, not a curated record
UGGCAACAAAAAAACAGAGCCUCUCGGAUAGGUUCCAGCAUACCCGCGACUCUGGUGAGGAUAAGCGGCAUAGAAGAUUGAUGGAUAGAUGGAUGGAUAGAUAAUUACGUGUGGUUAACAUUAAGGGGGAGUGUGCUUGUCGUGCCCCCAUCAAAGAGGACUUUUUCGUCCGACCGUCCUUCCUUCCUUCCUUCCUCACCGCGGUCACGCUGUCGUUAGCAGCCGGCUCCCAAGUUCUGACAAGCCUGCCAAAACAUGAAGAUCUGGGCGUCAGAGCACAUUUUCAACCAUCCAUGGGAGACCGUGACCAAGGCGGCCAUGCAGAAGUACCCCAACCCCAUGAACCCCAGUGUGUUUGGCGUGGACGUUCUGGACAGAAAUGUGGACAAAGAUGGACGGUUACACAGUAAAAGACUGCUGAGCACAGAGUGGGGUCUCCCCGCCAUUGCAAAAUCUAUCAUUGGAGUAACAAGAACACACACCUAUGUCCAAGAACACUCAGUAGUGGACCCCCACCAAAAGAUCUUUGAGCUCAAGUCUACAAACAUCUCCUUCACCAACUUGGUGUCUGUGGAUGAGAAGUUGACAUACAAGCCACAUCCGCAGGACCCUGACAAGACUGUGCUGACCCAGGAGGCUCUGAUCAGCGUGAAAGGUGUCAGCCUGAGCAGCUACUUGGAGGGUCUCAUGGCCAACACCAUCUCUGUCAACGCUGGCAAGGGACGUGAGGCAAUGGAGUGGGUCAUCCGGCGGUUGAACACAGAAAUCGAGGAGCUGGCAGCGACGGCGCGCAGCACCAUGCGUGUAUCCAUGGCGGCGGCCGUGACGGACGAAUGAUAGCGGGUCUCCUCCAUCAUGAACUGACGCACUUGGUUCCCUCAUCGUCCAGGGGGAGCUCACCUCAUCUGCCAGUAAAGCCUAAUGCCACAGCCUAGCCCCACUUUAUGCCCUUUUACUUCUAUUUGUCUUUUCUUGUCGUUCUACCUUUUCCACCCUUGACAUCCCAGCUUCUUUGUGGGACAUUUUGGCAGGUCCACACAAGAAAAUGCGAGGAUGGACUAAUUUUACCUCGUUGGACUGUGUAAGUGUGAAUGUUCUUGACCUUAGACAGUAUCUUUGUGUGGCAACACCCUUGCCGGACAUUUUGGUGGUUCACACAAGAAAAAUGCGAGAAUGAGUUCCUUUUAUUCUACUGUAUGUGUGUGUGCAUGCGUCUGCUGUUGUCUUUCUGCCUUUGUAUGGCACCACCCUGGACAUCUUACCUUUUUAAUAAGCUCCUACUCAUAUUUUUCUGGUGUGGACCUGCCAAAAUGGCCACGUAAAGAAAAAUGUUGGCACAAUAAAUAUAUGAUGGCAAGGGUGGUGCCAAAUAUACAAAGACAACAGUACACACACACACACACAAAUAGUGUAAUUGGUGCUCAUCCUUGCAUUUUUCUUAUGUGGUCCAGCCAAAAUGUCCCCACACAGGCCAAUGUCCACAAUACUAACAGUGGAAUGCUGCACAAAGAAAGACAAGCCAGUGUUUGUGCCACUUUUCUCACUCCUGGAGUAAGGAUGUAAAUAAGCACGGUAAAACCCAAUCAUCCAUCCAUUUUCUAUGCCACUUGUCCUAGGGUUCAGGGGUAUGUUGGAGCCUAUCCCAGCUACACCUUGGACUGGUCGGCACUAUAAAACAUCCCAUUUAAAAGUCACGUUCUUUGUACGUCUCUUGUGUGGUCAGGAGAGGCUGUUUUCUUUUAACGUCAGCUGACCUCAUUCUACUGAGCGUUUGCAACUUAUCCUAACAUUGUCCUUUUUACUUUGGAUGCCUAUUGUACUUUGUUAGCUUGACUUCUCGCUAUCUUUUAUUCUGCAGUGCCGCUCACUCAAGCAUCGAGAGCGGCCAUUUUGAAUGUAAAAAUGUGGCAGGAAGGAUUCUAAAUAGCCACGUUUUAGUUUGUUCGGGGUGCCGUUGAAUGUGCCAACAUUACAGGUAUGUGUCAUGCUCGUUUCAUUUAUUUCGCAGCUGUCCUGCCCCAAAAUGAUUCAACACUCCCAUUGUAAAUUGUAACUGCAACUUAUUAAAGAACAAUUUCAAAAGCUCCAUAUUUAUUGUAAGUGGCCAUGAAUUGAAAGUCAGUAUUACAUUUACAGUGUGGGGGUUGAAUCGUUUUCCAGGUGCAGCUGCAUGUUACCCACCCAUCCAUCCAUGCAGUAUCUCCUUUAAUAAACUGAUGUUUCUCUUAUGAGAAGCAUUUUAAGACCCGGGGCUGUGAAUAGGUUUAUAUUUAUAUUGUCAUGGUGUUACAUUCCACGAAUGUCAACCUGUAACUAAAAAAAAAAAAAAAAAGAAUGCACAAAUGUGAAUAAUAAACCUGUCAUUGUUUCA